Messenger RNA from Cynara cardunculus var. scolymus (artichoke), 3768 nucleotides. RefSeq names its product disease resistance protein RML1B-like. The coding region runs from base 223 to 3768 and encodes 1181 amino acids. The transcript has 7 exons. Gene Ontology annotation, biological process: signal transduction; defense response. The record is from RefSeq and is a predicted model, not a curated record. Gene Ontology annotation, molecular function: ADP binding. NCBI's taxonomy places the organism in Eukaryota, Viridiplantae, Streptophyta, Magnoliopsida, Asterales, Asteraceae.
ACAGAGACAGAAUGUCAUCAUGAAUUCUUUUUCGUUUUAAAUUCAUUCAUGUUUGCUUUUAAUAAAAACACUUUGCUUUUGAUAUUGUUGACUUGACUUGGGCUUCCACUAUUGAUUAAAUUCAUUAUUAGCUGGAUCCACUAUUAUCUGUAUAAUCAUUAAGCCUACUYCUAUAGGUCUCUACUCAUCUCUCGGGUCAUUCCUACCUUCCCAUAAUUCAUAAUGGUUGUUCUCUCUGAAAUAUGCUCAUCUUCUUCAACUCAUGCUUAUAGAUAUGACGUAUUUUUAAGUUUUAGGGGUCUUGACACUCGCCAUAAUUUCACCGAUCAUCUUUACGAGGCACUUUUCAAUGUUAAUAUCACUACCUUUUUGGACGAUGAAGAGAUGGAAACGGGAGAAGAUUUGAAACCGGAGCUGGAGAGUGCAAUCAAAACAUCCAGAGCUUCUAUURUUGUGUUGUCUCAGAAUUAUGCUUCUUCGACCUGGUGUCUCRAUGAAUUGGUACUGAUCCUUGAUCAAAAGAGGACCUCUGGUCAUAUUGUUAUUCCCAUAUUCUAUCAUGUCGAGCCCACCGAUGUCAGGAAGCAACAAAACAGCUUUGGAAUUGCUAUGGAAAAGCAUAAGCACAGGAUGGAGCUAGAGACAAAUGCAAAGAAACGAAGUCAUUGGGCUAAAAAAGUGGAGCUAUGGAAUGAAGCACUGACGGAAAUUGCUGACUUAAAAGGAAAAAAUUCWAAGAAUCGGAAAGAGACGGAGUUCAUUCMAGAAAUUGUUACUGAAAUUCAUCGUAGAUUAGGUGUACCCUUAAAAGUGACUCUACCAUUUCUUAUCGGCAUGGACCACCACAUCAAAUUCAUUACUUAUUGGUUGAAAGAUGGAUCCUCUACUUGUGCUGAAAUUGUCACAAUUGUAGGCAUGGGUGGGAUUGGGAAGACAUCUUUGGCCAAAUAUCUUUUUCGCUUGCAUUGUCGUGAAUUCCAAAGAAGCAGCUUUGCAGAAGAUAUCAGUAGGAGAUGUGCUGAAAAAUUGACUGGAUUGCUUGAUUUACAAAAACAAAUUUGUGGUGACAUUUCAAAUAAAAGCUCAAUUCAAGUCCAUGAUGUUUCUAUAUACACCUCUCAAAUUGAGAAUACACUAGCAAAUAAAAAGGUGUUCCUAGUUCUUGAUGAUGUUGAUAGUUUCAGUCAAUUGGAUGCAUUACUUGGAAACAAAGGUUUUCAUCYGGGAUGCAAAAUCAUAAUAACGACCAAGGACGCRUCGUUGACAGAAAAGUGUGAGCUAUUCAACCUUAAAGUUCAACCCAAGCAUACAAAGYACUUACUCGAAGCCUURYAUGAGACUCAGUCACUGGAGCUUUUAUGUYUUCAUGCCUUCAAGUGCAGCAGUCCGAAGGAAGGUUACAAAGAGGUUUCAAAAGAGCUUGUGAAAUAUUGUAAAGGACAUCCAUUGGCUCUUUCAGUUUUGGGCAGGUCUCUACUUAAUGGAAAUAUAGCUGAAUGGGAGGAUUGCCUAGAAAGGCUAAAGGAAGAACCUGAUUCUCGUAUCAAGAAGGUCUUGCAAAUGAGCUUCGACUCUUUACCAUCUACAGAUGACAAGGAAUUGUUUAAGCACAUUGCUUGUUUUUUUGCUGGAAAAGAUAGAGAAUCAACUGAAACAAUAUUGAAGGCAUGUAAGAUCCGCACAGUACUUGGGAUCAAGAAUCUCGUUGAUAGAUGCCUUCUUUCGAUUGAUAGUAAUAACCAGUUGAUGAUGCAUCAAUUGGUUCAAGAGAUGGGAAGAGAUAUAGUACGCCAAGAAUCACCAAAGAAACCAUGGAAGCGCAGUCGAUUAUGGUGUCAUGAGGAAUCAUUCAAUGUGUUGGAUAAAAACAAGGGUUCGGGAAAACUUAAAGGCCUCGUUCUCGAUAUGGAAAUGCUUGAGAAAGAGGACAUAUAUGAAUCGUUUGAGUUGGAAACAAAUGCAUUGAGUAAGAUGGAUAAUCUAAUGCUACUACAACUCAAUUUUGUGAAAUUCAAUGGAUCUUAUAAGAAUUUCCCUAAAAAAUUAAGAUGGUUGUGUAUGCAUGGGUUCUCUUUGAAGUCUUUACCUUUAGACCUACCAAUGGAGAAUAUGGUUGUGCUUGACAUGUCUUACAGCAAUUUGGAAUCUUUUGACAUGUCUGAUGGUAACCCACAACAACCUGGGAAGAGGCAAAAGUUAAGCAGCUCAUGCUCAAAAGGCAAACAGUUACUUCGAUCAUUGAAGAUUCUUAAUCUGAGUUUUUGUGAACAGCUUCAGAGUCUUGGUGGAUUUUCUGAAUUCCCUGCACUUGAGAGGUUAAUACUUUCAAAUUGCUCAAGUUUGAUCGAGGUUUGUGAGUCGAUUGAGCAAUGUGAUGGACUUGACCUCAUUGAUCUGAGUUACUGCAAUAACGUUGGGAAGCUUUUAAAAACGAUAAACAAGGUAAAGAAAGUCAAAAUACUAAAAUUAGAUGGUUGUAAUCUUGGUGAAACUAUGAUCGAGAUGGGGGAUGACGUGGAGGAAACGCUCAACUGUAACAACCUUGGUAUGAACUCACAAACCUCUUCCUCUACCAUUGUGGAGGCUAUACCAAGAGCUUUCAAGUCCUAUCUGAUUUAUUUACCAAGCUCAUUAGUAUGCUUGCAGCUUCAAGAUUGUAAGUUGUCCAACGAAUCUUUUCCAAAAGACAUGAGUAGCCUAUCCAUGUUGAAGGAGUUGUAUUUAGAUAGAAAUUUUUUCGUUUCACUGCCCAAUUGGGUGAGAAGCCUUUCCAGGAUUGAGAUACUUGGUAUUGGUGAGAAUGAUAGACUGGAGUCAUUGGAGCAUCCUCCACCUACACUAAAAGAACUGAGAUUUGAUUUUGAUAGAGAUGGGGAAGCUACAUUUAAUCGAGAAAUGUCCCCAGUCCUGUUAAACUAUAGGGUGGCUGCACAUGAUUGGGAAAAUAUUGAAGGCAUUCAUAAAGAGGAAGAUAUGAGAGACGUUGAGGAAAAGAUGGUUUAUGAAUUUGGGAUAUUCGGCACAUGGUAUAUGGGGAAAGAGAUGCCAAAUUGGAUAAGUGAUAGAAUGUGGAAGGGGACAUCAAUCUCAUUUACCAUCCCAUCAUCUCCUUGCAACAUUAGAGGCUUGAAUCUCUUCUUCGUGCUUACAACUGAUAGAUGGUUCUUCAUGUAUUUUGUAUCUAUAAAGAUUAGUAAUAUAACAAAGAUGUGCACCUGGAUCUAUGAUACUUCAGAGGGGUUUAAGGGAAGUAGGGAGGGUAUAACAUAUUUAAGCCAUUGGAUGUUUGGGAAGAAUGAGAUGGAAGAUGGUGACCAAAUUACUAUUUCCCUAUCGGCAGAUCAUGAUGGCCUUUUUAGAAGAAUGGAGUGUGGGGUGAGUCUUGUGUAUGAUGAAGAUGAAGAUAAAGAUGAUGGUUUGGGUUAUUACAAGUCAUGGAAUCAUAUAAUUGGUGGAGAUCUCUCUCCUUUUCAAACUACUACUCCCGGAGAAUAUUACCUACAACGAUUCCACUUUUUUGGUAACAAAAGUUUCCUUUGUGAUUAUGUAGCUGAAUGCAAGAACAAUCACUUCCUUGUUGGUCUCCUCCCUCAACCCCAUGCAUUUGUCAUUUGCAAAGUUACCGACACAUCUCUUGUUGAAGUUUGUUUGCUGCUUUACAUGUAUAAAUUGGAUAAUUACUUCAUUGAUUUGGAGAAGCGUUUUGGUUGGCUUUUGACACCUUUUUCAAUUAUAACACUGAUAUUUAUUACUAGUAUUAAUACCUAG